Priapulus caudatus is the source of this 927-nucleotide messenger RNA. Its product is annotated as cyclin-dependent kinase 5 activator 1-like. The coding region runs from base 1 to 927 and encodes 308 amino acids. Lineage: Eukaryota; Metazoa; Priapulida; Priapulimorpha; Priapulimorphida; Priapulidae. The record is from RefSeq and is a predicted model, not a curated record. Gene Ontology annotation, biological process: positive regulation of cyclin-dependent protein serine/threonine kinase activity; activation of protein kinase activity. Gene Ontology annotation, molecular function: cyclin-dependent protein serine/threonine kinase activator activity; protein kinase binding. Gene Ontology annotation, cellular component: protein kinase 5 complex; cytoplasm. The transcript has a single exon.
AUGGGUACGGUUCUGUCGAUCUCACCUCGUCCGACGAAACCGUUCUACGACGACUACGCGUCGCUAAGUAACCACAACUACGAGACACUGAACAACAACAAGAACAAGGAGAAUGCGUCGAAGGGCAUCAAAAAGCAUUCUGUGUUCAUUAACACGCUCAGCUGGCGACGUCUGAGCAGCUUUAAGAAAGAGAAGUCGGCAUCGUCAACGUCUCUGUGUAAGAUCAACGCGUGUCAGCAACAGCAGCAACACAAUCAGAUCGGCCCGGCGAGGUUGGACAACAAUGACGGCAACGUCGUUGCCAAUAACAACGAGAACAACAAGAACAUCACGAACAACUUCUCAAAGUCUGUGUCGCUCUACAACCUCAAGUACCCCGUGCGAAGCUCCGACGUUGCCGACCACAAAAACAACAACCGCGUCGUCGCCGCAGCCGUCGAAAGGCCGACGACGAAGAAGACCGUCAUCCAAGCGUCGACGUCGGAACUGCUGCGAUGUCUCGGCGACUUUCUCACGCGACGCUGCUUUCGGUUGAAGGAUUUUGAGACAGGCGACGCCGUGAUGUGGCUGCGAAGCGUCGACCGGUCGCUGCUGCUGCAGGGCUGGCAAGACAUCGCCUUCAUCAACCCCGCCAACGUCGUGUUCGUCUACAUGCUCGUGCGAGAACUCGUCAGUGAGGACAUCAAUAACGAGCGGGAGCUACAGGCAGUAGUGCUCACCUGUCUCUACCUCUCCUACUCUUACAUGGGCAACGAGAUCUCUUAUCCGCUGAAGCCGUUCCUAGUGGACGACGAUAGAGAUCGGUUCUGGGAUCGGUGUCUGAUCGUGAUCAACGACCUGAGUUCGUACAUGCUGCGCAUCAAUGCAGAUCCUUCGUUCUUCACAGAGGUGUUCAGCGAGUUGAAAGACUGCGGCACGCUAGUGUAA